Messenger RNA from Microthlaspi erraticum, 1464 nucleotides. The record is from the annotation of a GenBank genome assembly. Lineage: Eukaryota; Viridiplantae; Streptophyta; Magnoliopsida; Brassicales; Brassicaceae.
AUGGCCGAGUCGGCUAGUUGGGGAUUAGGUGCUGCUUUUACAGGAGCUGUGGUCUCUGAGGCUCUGAGACUUGUGAUCCAAGAGGCCAAAAAGUUCAAUAAUUUCAAACCCUUAUCCGUCGAUCUCGUAUCAACGAUGGAGAAAUUGCUUCCGAUGACCCAGAAGAUGGAUUCGAUGCAAAACGAGCUAGAUUUCGGUGUCGGGGAGCUAAAAACGCUCAAGGAUACGAUCCAAAGAGCUCGAGAAUUGGUUCGCGAGUUCCCUGGCGUCCUGUUUUACGAGAAAUCUAAAUACACAAGAAAGAUCGAAAAAGUGAAUAAGGACCUGCUCAAGUUCUGCGACAUUGAUCUACCGCUUCUUCUGUAUAGGAACCAGCUGAAAUUGAUGGGUUUGACGGGGAGACUUAUGGAUAAGGUUGAUGGUUUAGGCAAGAGAAUAGAAGAACUGAGUGUUCAUGUGCCCUUUUUUCAGGAUCUUGUGGCCUCCGAUCCUCUCGGUACUCCGCUUUGUCACAAGGAAGACAUUAAAGGUUGCAUCACUACCAAAGAGCUCGAAACAUUUAUGCAUUUCUUAGGGCGAAACCCAACAGAGGCCGAGCUCCAAGAGUUACUGAACCUGAUGGCUAAGAAGAUGAAAGACAGUGACUUAGAGGAAGAGCUAAAACAAGCAUUCAGGAUUUUCGACGUAGAUCAGAAUGGUUUCAUCUCAACUGCCGAACUACAUAAAGUGAUGAACAAUCUUGGUGCGACGCUAACCAAUGCGGAAGCUAAAGAAAUGAUGUGUGAGGCUGAUGCUAAUGGAGAUGGCCAGAUGAGUUAUGAAGAGUUUUUCAAGAUUAUGACAAAGGUCGAGCUCCAGUAUUUGAUCAACGAGGUUGACCCAUAUGGAAACAGCACAAUUGACUUUAAGGAGUUACUGAACCUGAUGGCCAAGAAGAUGAAAGACAAUGACUUGGAGAAAAAGCUAAAAGAAGCAUUCACGAUUUUCGACGUAGACCAGAACGGUUUCAUCUCAACUGCCGAACUACAUGAAGUGAUGAACAAUCUUGGUCAGAAGCUAACCAAUGAGGAAGCUAAAGAGAUUAUCUUUGAGGCUGAUGCUAAUGGAGAUGGUCAAAUGAGCUGUGAAGAGUUUCUCAAGAUUAUGACAAAGGCCGAGCUCCAUGACAAGAUCAACGAGGUUGACGCAGAUGGAAACAUCACAAUUGACUUUACGGAGUUACUGAACCUGGUGGCUAAGAAGCUGAAAGACAAUGACUUAGAGAAAAAGCUUAAAGAAGCAUUCAAGAUUUUCGGCAUAGGCCAGAACGGUUUCAUCUCAACUGCCGAACUACACGAAGUGAUGAACAAUCUUGGUGAGAAGCUAACCAAUGCGAAAGCUAAAGAAAUGAUCUGUGAGGCUGAUGCUAAUGGAGAUGGUCAAAUGAGCUGUGAAGAGUUUCUCAAGGCUAUGACGGCCAAGUGA